Messenger RNA from Heteronotia binoei (common prickly gecko), 1005 nucleotides. RefSeq names its product neurotrophin receptor-interacting factor homolog. The record is from RefSeq and is a predicted model, not a curated record. Bases 94 to 1005 code for a protein of 303 amino acids. The transcript is spliced from 7 exons. Lineage: Eukaryota; Metazoa; Chordata; Lepidosauria; Squamata; Gekkonidae. Gene Ontology annotation, biological process: regulation of DNA-templated transcription.
GGGAGGACUUUGCACCCCGCCCCGUGUUUGCAGGAGCGGGGAGGCGCGUUGAGAUCCUUUCCAGACGGGAUGUUCUUCUAUGCAGCCAAGUGAAUGAGAGUGUCUUUCCGGAGUCAGAGGCAACCCAAGAGAAAGGGGAAGGAGAUGGAAGAGAAGGACCCCAAAGGGCUUGGAAUUGGGAAAAUAUCAAGGAAAGGUCUCCAUCCCCUCAAAGCAGGGAGUGGUGCUGAAUUUUGGGAAAGAACCAUGCCAGAGAAGUUGAUUCAGAACCCUGUGACCGCAGAUGAACGCAGCCGAUGCUUCCGGCAGUUCUGCUACCAGGAGGCUGAUGGGCCCCGAGAGGUUUGCAGCCGGCUCCACGGACUUUGUAAGGACUGGCUGGAGCCAGAGAGGCGCACCAAGAAGGAGAUGGUGGACCUGGUGAUCCUGGAGCAGUUCCUGGCCAUCCUGCCGCAGGAAGUGCAGGGCUGGGUGAGAGGAUGCGGGCCAGAGAGCAGUUCCCAGGCAGUGGCCCUGGCUGAAGGUUUCCUCCUGAGUGAGGCAGAGGAGAAGAGGCAGGCACAGCAGAUGUGGGGGGGACCCGUGAAGGUGGAAAGAAGCUUCCCUGAGGCGGAAGGAGCUCCAUCAGAGGAAGGUCAGAGGGCGCAGACCCAGGAGCGUGCCCAAGAUGCCCCAUCAAGUGGCAGCGAAGAGACGUUAUCGAGCCCUUUUCUUUGCAGAGAAGUGGAAACGCCUCCUCAGCCUCUGGUCCAGUCUCCAUUUUCCAUUGAGGAGGUGGCCGUGAAUUUCUCCAUGGCGGAGUGGGGCCUGCUGGAUCUGGACCAAAAAGCCCUCUACAGAGAAGUCAUGCUGGAGAGCUGUGGGAGCGUGGCUUUUCUGGCAGAUGUAGAGGAGACUGCUGGGGAAUUCCAGGGGCUCUCUUUGGGAACAGUCAAGAAUGAAGAUGCUGAAGAAAACUCUGGAGAUGGACCACAGAGGCAGGAGGAAAGCCACGCAGGAGGAUGA